AUGGAUUACUUCCGCUCCUACUAUCUUACAACAACGAUGGCCCGCUUGUCAUUGUGUACCGGUAAAUUAAAGGCAUCUAUCAUACAAGGGGCACUAGAGUAUCGUGUCAAGAAGCAAACUACAAAAACAAACACAACCUCACAAACCACCCAAAACACCAAAAACCCACCACAAAACCUCAACACAACCACCCAAACACACCCAACUACCACACCACAAAACACCACAACCCAAACCCACACAACAUCCAAACACCUACCCAACACUCCACAACACCAACCCACCUACACAUCACAACAAACCCCAACCACCUCACAACCAAACCCCGAACCCCAACACCAAAACCACAACACCUCGCAACACCCACCCACAACCCCCCACAACACCACAACACCCACCCAACCCCAACCCAACACCAACCCAACACCAACACCAACCCAACACCCAAAACCAACCAAACACCUCAACACCCACCCACAACACCCAAAAACACACCAACACCUACCACACAACACCGUACAACACCAACCACCACAAACAACCCACACACCCACCACAACACCUCACAACACCCACCCACAACACCCACAACACCCACCCACAACACCUCCAAACCCAACCCACACACAUUCCAACACCACCACACCAGCCCAACACCCCAACACACCACACCCCCAACACCCCCACCCCACCCAAACACCCACCCAACACAAACCCACAAACCCCAAACACCCAACCAAUCUCAACAACCACAAACCCAACAACACCCUAAAACAAACAAAAACAACCAAACACCUAAACCAACCAAACUUACAACACCUACACAACACCCACAAAACCAACCACACCAACAACACCACAAAACCAAACCCACCACACACUCAAACACCCACCCACAAAAAACACCAUCACACUCCGAACCACACACCCACAACCCAUCCCAACAUCCACAAACAACAUCUCCCAACACCCCACCCACAACACCAACCCGUAACACCUCUUAACACACCCGUAACACCUACAAAAACCAAUCCACAACACCUCACAACACCCACCCACAACACCUCCAAAAAACAAUCUACAACACCUCACAACACCUACCCACAACAGCGACAAACACCGACCAACAACACACGCACAACACCCCCACACAAACACCGCACAACACCACCCACAAACACAGCACAACAACCCAAACCCAUCAACACUGCCAACACCCAACCCACAAAAACCGCACAACACCAACCCGGGAAACAAACGCACAACACCCACCACACACGGCACAACACUCCAACCCACAAACACCCACAACACCCACCCCACAACAUCUCCCAACACCCACCCACAACACCUCCAAAAAACAAUCUACAACACCUCACAACACCUACCCACAACAUAUCACAACACCUACCAACAACACAUCACAACACCCACCCACAACACCUCACAACACCCACCCACAACACAUCACAACACCCACCCUCAACACCUCACAACACCCACCCACAACACCUCACAACACCUUCCCACAACACCUCACAACACCCACCCACAACACCUCAAAACACCCACCCGUAA
Molecule: messenger RNA, 1578 nt
Organism: Pecten maximus
Lineage: Eukaryota; Metazoa; Mollusca; Bivalvia; Pectinida; Pectinidae
Product: proteoglycan 4-like
Exons: 2
Coding region: 1-1578 (525 amino acids)
Source: RefSeq, a predicted model, not a curated record